UUUCCUUUUAGCUCAGUGAAGAAGUUCAGAUUCUUCUUCUCUCUGGAGAUUUUGAUGCGGAUCAGGUGUUUGUUGUUAAGUCAAAGAGAUUGAGUAAAAUGACUAUGCAUGGCAGCUAUUUCUUCGAUCAUGAGAUAGGCAGAGUCCUUGAAUUAAAUUCCCAUGUUUCUCUGGAAUGCAGCGAAACAUCGGUACCCGGCAUUUCCUCACAAGACGAACUCCGUUGGUUCAUAUGGCUACUUGUUGGAGAGAUGCACGAGCUUAGUUCAACUCAACCAGAUCCAUGCUCAGAUGCUUGUGAAUGGAUUCCACAGAGAUAACUGGCUGUUGACAAAGCUCAUAAAUGCUCUCAUGUCGAUUGCCGAACAAAAGCUGGCUUGUGCGGUUUUCCAUCACGUGGACUCCCCAGAUGAGUUUCUGUGGAAUUGGAUGAUCAGGAGCUACUCUUGUCAUGGCCCAGUUCGAGAAGCGAUCGUCUUUUAUGAUAUGAUGAGACGUCGAUGUGUUCGUCCUAACAAUUUCAGCUUCCCUUUUGCACUCAAAUCAUGUGCAGCUGUUGAAGCUCUCUCCGAAGGUGAGCAGAUGCAUGCUGAUAUUGUGAAGCUAGGAUUCGUAUGUGAUGUUUUCGUCCAGACGGCGCUUGUUGACAUGUAUGCGAAAUGCAGUAGAAUUGAGAUGGCGAGGCGGGUGUUUGAUGGCAUGGGAGAGAAGAGCGUGGUUUCUUGGACUGCUAUUGUUGCGGGUUAUUGCCGGCAUGGGCUUUUGGAGCAAGCCCAAGAGCUGUUUGACGAGAUGCCUGUUAGAAAUGCCGUUGCGUGGAAUGUGAUGAUCGAUGGGCUGGCUCGGUUUGGGGAUUUGGAGGUUGCCCGGCAUGUUUUUGACAGGAUGUCUCAGCGAAAUACAGUGUCUUGGACUAUCAUGAUUGGUGGUUAUUUGAGGGUCGGGGACAUGGUACGUGCCAGGCGCCUGUUUGAUCAGAUGGUUGGAAAAGAAGUGGUAGCAUGGACGGCCAUGAUCUCUGGCUAUGCUCAGAAUGGGGAAUCUGGUGAGGCAAUUAAGCUUUUCCACAUGAUGCUGGCUGAUGAUGUGAAGCCAGAUGAGGUGACCAUGUUGGGUGUCAUCUCUGCCGGUGUGCAAUCAGCAAGUUUGCAUCUUUGCACAUGGAUAGAAGAGUGCAUCAACAGAUGUGGUUUUGGAUCCGACGUCCGUGUCCUGAAUGCAGCAAUAAACAUGUAUGUGCAGUGUGGAAGUAUCGACCAAGCUUUCCACGUGUUCGAGAAGAUGCCUGAAAGAGAUGUGGUAUCCUACAAUUCCAUGAUAGCUGGAUGCGCUACUCAUGGUGACAUGAAAGGCGCUCUCUCCGUGUUUUCUAUGAUGAUUGAAGCCAAGGUUCUGCCAAACAGCAUCACCUUCAUUGGAAUCUUGACCGCUUGUGCCCAUGGAGGAUUGGUAGAUGAGGGAAGGACUUACUUCCGCAUGAUGCUUGAUCUCAGCCAUGUCAAAAUUACAGUGGAGCAUUAUGCAUGCAUGGUGGACCUGUUGGGUCGUGCCGGCCACCUAGAUGAGGCCCAUGAGCUCAUAUUGAACAUGCCUAUCGAACCUAAGGCUAGCACAUGGGGUGCGUUGCUUGGUGCUUGUAGGAUCCACGGGAACCUUGGUCUGGCAGAGGUUGUUGCUCAGAAGCUCUUUGAGAUGGAGCCUGAGAAUCCAGGGAAUUACACAAUUCUCGCCAACAUGUACACGGAGGGGAGAAUGUGGGAUGCUGCAGGUUGGGUGAGGAGACUGAUGAAAGACAGGCAAGUGUCUAAAACAACAGGAAGCAGCUGGAUCGAGGUCGCCAAUUCCAUCGAGAAUACAACGGAAGGUGUGAAACAUAGUACCUCAGGGUCACAGCUUCAAUGCAUCCCUGGAUCACCAAUUUUCAGUGCAUCCCUGACUGUAGGGCCCACCAUGAUGUAUGUGCCUUACAUCCACACCGUCCAUCCGUUUUGACAGCUUAUUUUAGGGCGUGAUCCCAAAAAAUGAAGCAGAUCCAAUUCUUAGGUGGACGACACCAGAAGAAACAAUCAUGAUUGAAUACUCACCAUUACUUCUUGGGGGCUACAGGAAUGUUUAUUUGACAUCCAACAUGUUGAUAAGGUCACAAAGACCUGGAUGAAGGAACCACACAAAUAUCAGCUUGAUCCAAAACUUUUAUGGCCCACAAGAAGUUUUUAAUGGUCAAUCACCACAGUUUCCUGUGGUGUGGUCCAGCUAAGAUUUUGAUCUGCUUCAUUUUUGUGAUCAUGCCCUAAAACGAGCGGCAAAAAUGGAUGGACAGUGUGGAUGUAAGGCACAUACAUCACGGUGGGCCCCUCAAUCAGGGAUCUACUCACCUUGGUGGAUCCCCGCCACCCCCUUACCUCAGUGGAACUCAAUCCCAUCUCCCCUCUAGCAUGGGUGCACUAACCAGCUCAAAAGAAGAAGAAGAAGAAAACUACAUGUAACAUACUGCUGUUUCUCUAAUCCUUCUUAUACCAUCUAUUUCCAUCAUGGCCCACUAGCAAAUUUCACUCGUCAUGCACUUCUUUCUUUCUGAUUGUUUGGUCCAUCCAAUUACAAGUUAAAACUAUAUGGAGCUAGGGACAAUGGAAGGUGGAAAUUACCAGGUCCAACGAUGAGGGGCGCUGCAUUGCAUGGCAGGCUGGGCCCACCCUGAAACAUUGCUGAAGCAUCAUUUUGUAGAUUGGGAAUCUUCUAAUCUUUUUAUCUUUUCCUAGAAUGCUAUUGCCUUGUGAUCCAUAUUUCACCUUUUCUUUCUAAAUGCCCGUCUCUUUGCUUUCCACCCGCAGCUGACUGUUCUCCUCAAUCCCUUUAAUUUAAUAAAAUAUCCAUAUAAAUCAUCGACUGUUCCUGCUAUUAUUUGUAUAAAGAAGUCAGCCACCUUGUGGCUCACA
Magnolia sinica is the source of this 2936-nucleotide messenger RNA. Its product is annotated as putative pentatricopeptide repeat-containing protein At5g37570. The transcript has 2 exons. Gene Ontology annotation, biological process: RNA modification. The coding region runs from base 163 to 1992 and encodes 609 amino acids. The record is from RefSeq and is a predicted model, not a curated record. Gene Ontology annotation, molecular function: RNA binding; protein binding. Lineage: Eukaryota; Viridiplantae; Streptophyta; Magnoliopsida; Magnoliales; Magnoliaceae.